This is a messenger RNA of Drosophila obscura, 504 nucleotides long. RefSeq lists its product as uncharacterized. NCBI's taxonomy places the organism in Eukaryota, Metazoa, Arthropoda, Insecta, Diptera, Drosophilidae. The record is from RefSeq and is a predicted model, not a curated record. Bases 139 to 480 code for a protein of 113 amino acids. The transcript has 2 exons.
AUUCGGCUUGCGGCUCGUGGGGCAACGCCGGCUAGCUCUCGACCCCAGGGAUGGGUAGUUCCCCUUGCCCGCCAAAUUAACGGAAUCUCGCUCUCACCGAUACUGUCCUACACCAUAGUCUCCUUGGAAAACCGAUAGAUGGCGCUUCGACUCAGCCCUGGACAAUCUAUCGCUGAGGUGGGACUGGAACACCACCACGAGUAUGUCGACGGACCUUUGAAAGGACAACAUACGCGUGGGCAUGCCCACCGGAUUAAGGAUUACUCUCGACCACAUGCCGGCGUGCCUUCUUCUGCAGCGCCCAACGUAGGCCACACCCACAUCCAACUAGAGCCUCAAGUCUUUUGCGUGGUAGACUCCAAUGGGACGACCGUUGAGAUCCUCCAGAGCAUAUGCGUUCCCUCCUACUGGCUUCACUACACGGCAUCGGACGAACUUGCGCGCGAACUUGGCAUUGAAGCAUUUACCGAAGUCGCUUAGGACAAAAUUACGGCGGAAUACCUC